This is a messenger RNA of Heterobilharzia americana, 510 nucleotides long. NCBI's taxonomy places the organism in Eukaryota, Metazoa, Platyhelminthes, Trematoda, Strigeidida, Schistosomatidae. The record is from the annotation of a GenBank genome assembly.
GUUCUGUAAAAUCAUUUUACUCGGUUGUCUCAAAUGAAUACGAAUUAUAUGAUGACAUACAAUCCAAUGACAAUUCUUCCAGAGUUUUCAAAUAGUCUGAAACAAGUACGUCAAUGUGACAUAACAACAAUGAAUCAGUACAGUAGCAUUAAUGACAUCAACAUGUUAAAUCCCUAUUCAUUAUUCUCAAUGGAUUCUUCGAAUAUGCAUAGAAUCCCACAUCAUAACAGUACUAACAAUGUUUCUGCUUUAAAAUAUGACAACAAGGCAGAAGUCUAUGCAAAACCCGAUACAGUGACAACUGGUAAAGACUUGGCAAACAACAUUAAGAAAAAGAACCAUUUUAAAAAUAUGUCAUUCAUUUGGUCUUCAAAUUUGGUGAAUCAUCCCAGCUUUCCCAUCUGUGACAGACUAGAUGGAGAAGUGUUGGAUGAAAAACUAAUCAGUGGUUCAAAAAAUACGAAUGUACCAAAAGAUCUACGAAUUCGUAGACAACCACGUUCAAUAUAA